Molecule: messenger RNA, 381 nt
Organism: Vicia faba (fava bean)
Lineage: Eukaryota; Viridiplantae; Streptophyta; Magnoliopsida; Fabales; Fabaceae
Source: the annotation of a GenBank genome assembly
AUGAAUAAUGUUCAAAUCAGGUUUGGGUCUAUGAGAUAUUAUCACGAUAAAGAUCCCCAAGGAACAAACUUGAGAAAUCCUGAUAAUGAUAAGGAUGUGGCAGACAUCCAGUAUGCCAUGAUGUCAAAACCUCAAAUUCAUAAGGAGAAUGAAAAUUAUGUACAUGAAGAUACCGAGGUUGGUAUUGCUAGAGCUAAUGGUGGUAUUAUUAACAACCAUGAUCAUGCAAAGACUCUAGGUGAAUAUGUGAAUGAAAGGUAUUUUACUUCGAAUGGUAAGAAGUAUAGAUUGAUUUCAAAUUAUACGACUACCCAAAUUAAUAGAAGUGUUGAUUUCAUUGGAAUGAUGAAUGAGAAAAAUGCAUCUCUAAAUGGGACUUGA